Molecule: messenger RNA, 2394 nt
Organism: Apis dorsata (giant honeybee)
Lineage: Eukaryota; Metazoa; Arthropoda; Insecta; Hymenoptera; Apidae
Product: GATA zinc finger domain-containing protein 8-like
Exons: 3
Coding region: 340-1707 (455 amino acids)
Molecular function (GO): nucleic acid binding; zinc ion binding
Source: RefSeq, a predicted model, not a curated record
CUUGGCGAAACGUGAGGUAUGAGAUGUCACUUUCCACUAUUUUUUUUCAAACUACAAAAUGUUUUAAUUUUUAAUUUUUAAAAAAUAUAGAUAUUACAUUUUCAACUUUAUAUUAAAUGUUUAGAAUAAUAACUUUGCGAAAUAUAGCAAAAAUGCAUUGAAUAUUAAGCCUUUUCCAUCAAUAUUGUUCAUAUGUAAAAUAAGAGUAAGGUUAUUUUAUGUGUAACAAUUAAAUAUUAUUAUUUUGAAUGUUAUUAAUGUGAAUUUGAAUUAAUAUAUAUAUAUUUUUUUUAUAAUCGUGUAUUUUAAUAAACGAUAAUUUCAAUUAAUUAUUAAAAUAUGACUCGAUAUACAAGAGCUAAAGGUUCAAAAGCUUCAAAUGAAAGAAUACCCAAUGAAGCUACUCCAUGGCAUGUAAUGAAACAGCAAUUAAUUGAAAAUUUAUCUAAAAAGCAAGAAUUUUCUGAAAAAACAAAAUCUGUUAAAGAAUUAUUAGAAAAUAAGCAAAAUAAAUUUACAACUAAUGAUAUUGAAAGUGUUAAUAAUUCCUGGGCAGAAUUUCCAGACAACUCUGAAAGAGAAAAAGAUUUAAUGAUAAAUAAGAUCAAAAAAAACCAAAAGAUACAAUUAAAUAAAGCAAAAAUAGAAAAUGAUACAAAAAUUAAUAAACCGAAUAUAUUAUUUGAUAAAUUAAAUAAAAAAAGAAAAAAGAAUGUACAAGAUAUCUCAAAAAUUGAAAAAAAUAAAAAUGAUGUAACAAUCAAUACAAAUGAAUCACAAAAUGAGAAAGUUAUACCUUUUAAACGUCAAAAAUAUAAUAAAGAAAAAAGUUUGAAUGAAAAUUUAUUUAAUAUUGCAGAAAAUAAUAAUGAUAAUUUUGCAUUAAAGAAUACAAACAAUAACAAGAAUAUAAAUGUAAAAAUUAAUCAAACAAGGUUUAAUAAAAAUUCUAUCACUAAAUCACAAAAGUAUAAAGAUAUUCCAAAUAAAUUUGGUAUGAAAAAAUUUGAUAAUCAAAAAAAGAAAAAAAAACCACCAAAAAUUCGAGAUGAUAAAGAACACAAAAGAAGAAAACCAGAUUUAGGAUCUUCAAAAAUAAUCAUCAAUGGUAUAGAAAUAGAAAUUGUAAAAUUUAAUGGAUUUCCAAUAAAAAAAGAAGAUGCAGAUAGAUUAAAUGAUUUAAAACAGAAAAUGAUUAUGAAAGGCAUUCCACAAAAAGAAAUAGAUACAACAAUGAAAUUAGAAAGGAGAAAAGCUGAAAAAGCAUUAGCUAGAAUUAAGAAAUCUGUUUGUUUCCAUUGUCGUAAAGCUGGACAUAAUUUAUCUGAUUGCCCUGAGCUUGGAUCAGAACAAGCAGGAACAGGAAUCUGUUACAAAUGUGGAUCAACAGAACAUACACAUUUUGAAUGUAAAGUAACUAAGCCAACAGAAUAUAGAUAUGCAACUUGUUUUAUUUGCCGUGAACAAGGGCAUAUUGCUAAACAAUGUCCUGAUAAUCCUAAAGGAAUCUAUCCUCAGGGAGGAGCUUGUAAAAUUUGUGGGGAUGUUACACAUUUAAAAAAAGAUUGUCCAGAUUUAAUUAAAGAAAAGGAAGAAAAUAUAAUUACAGUAAAUACAAUCACAAAUGAUAAUGUAGAAUCUUUAGAAGAAAAAAAUAUUAUAGACAAAAAAGAUGAUAAAAAAACUAAAAAAAUAGUGAAAUUUUAAUAAAUUAUUUUAAUAUAGAUAAAUAUAUGUAUUUUUAUAUAAGAAUAAAUUUUUUAUGUGUAAUUCAAUGAAUUAUCAAUUUGCAAUGUAAACAUAAGAUUUAUUGAAAGUUAUAUAUGUUUGACAUGUAUAUACAUACAUUUUCUUCAUACAUACACUUUAAUGUUAAUUAAAUCACGUCAAAAAUCUGAUAUCAAAUAAGAUAUAAUUAUUAUUAUAAUUUAUUGCCUAUUUACAUUCUAUUCGAAUUCAUAACUGAAUUAAAACUUUUUACAUGUUAAUUGUAACUUUUUACAUAUUUAGUUAAUUUGAACAUAUUUAAAUAAUUUUUUCUAAAUUAAAAAUAAUAAAUUAUUUAAUAAUUUUUGUGAUAUCAGAUUUUUUCCUAUGUACAGAGACAAAUUAUAAAGAUAUAUUUAAAUAUACGAAUAUUAUCUGUACAUAGUACUUUCUUAUACAUACACAUUUUUGUAAAAUUUUUAAUAUUAGUUUAAUUAAUAUUUUUAUAUUUGAUUUGUUAUACAAAUGACAUAUAACAAGUAGAAAUGUAUGAAUAAUUUUUCUCUAUUGUGGUUUUUUGAGACAUCUAAGAGAUGACUCAAAAUUAUAUUUUAAUUCACACAAUAUUAACCUCAUUAAAUUAUAAGUCUGUACAAUUUUAUAUACUUAAAAUAAACAUUGUCAUUU